AUGGAGAGAGAGAGAGGAUCUGUAUCUAGUGGCAAUCUCUUGAGUAAGUUAGUGUCUCACGCUGGUGCGAGUAUAGCAACCUCGGCUCAUUUUGGUGAAAUUAAGUUAAACAGGGGAGAGCACGUCUCUUGGAUUUCUCCUCGUAAAUGACACGUUUAAAGUUCUAUUUCUGUAUAUAUUGUUGCAGAGAUCAUCAAGUAUUGACAGGUUGCACGGCGUUUUUAUACCUCAUUAGCGUAAAUUGACAAACAGGUCCUUUAUCUUGGUGAAGCUUUAGGCGAGGCUACAUUCUGUUCUCUUCAAUGGACAGAAAACACCGGUAGAAGAUUACUUAAUAAGUUGUGCAGAUAUGUUGAAAACUAUUCAGCUGUUGUGAACAAUCAUCGAUACAUCAUCGCGUUACUUUUUUCCAAUUGAUAGUAGAUAUUGGUCAGCGACAGGACAUGGAUCUGAGACCAGAGCUCUCCACAGCGCCGUCAGGAUCUCAGGUCCACCCUGGAGCCGGAGGGUCUGUCAACAUCCCCGUCUCCAUGGCCAGUAGCCUCCUGCGGGGUCCGAUGCUAUAUCGCACAACGGAGAAGUAUCCUCGCACCCCGAAGUGCGCCCGCUGCAGGAAUCAUGGCGUGGUAUCUGCGCUGAAGGGCCAUAAACGUUAUUGCCGCUGGAAGGACUGUAUGUGCGCCAAAUGCACCCUAAUCGCCGAGAGACAGCGCGUCAUGGCCGCACAAGUGGCUCUCCGUCGACAACAAGCUCAGGAGGAGAACGAAGCCCGGGAGCUGCAGCUCCUGUAUGGGACAGCAGAAGGGCUAGCUCUGGCGGCCGCCAACGGCAUUAUACCACCUCGUCAGAAUUAUGAGGUCUUUGGUUCUAUCAACAACGAAAGUAACUCAGAUUUAAGAAUGCAGAAGUAUGAAUUGUUUCCGAAGUCCCAAAUGUCGGCAUCAGUGACCCAGCAGCAGACGUUGGGCAAAUCGGUUUCCACUGACAGCGAACCAGGGAUCUCCUCCCCAGACGCGCGUCAUGGCUCUGGCUCUGAGAAUGGAGACGGAGAGUCGUUCAUCAGCUCUCCUGUCUCCAAGGCUCUGAAAGACGGAGAGGACACCCCGGGUUCGAUUAGCCCCCUAGGUUCUGACUCGGGUUCGGAGACCGACAAAGAUGAUCAAGAACCCUCCCCAUCAUCGGCCGCAUCCAGGCAAAUGAACCCAAUCGACAUCUUGACCAGAGUGUUCCCCAGCCACAAGCGCAGUGUUCUGGAAUUGGUUCUACAAGGCUGCGGGAAAGACGUGGUGCAGGCCAUCGAGCAAAUUCUCAACAACAGUGGACAAGCCAAGGCCCCCGAGCAGGUGUGGACAGCAGAACGCAUACUCCAGAGCGCACAGCCUCCCCUCUCCUCCACUCCAAGGCCCAUGUUACCGGGAGCCAUGACGCUGAGCAACCGCUCCGCCUUCUCUCCACUGCAGCCAAACGCGCCACACUUUGGCGCUGAUCCCAGCACCUACCCCCUGAGCACUCAUCUAGGACUAAACCCCUUGCGUCUGGCCUACUCGGCCCACAGCAGAGGGCUCACCUUCAUGACACCAUACUCCACCACGGGGUUGAUGCCAACUCUGGGCUUCAGGCCGCCCAUGGACUACGCAUUCAGUGACCUCAUACGGGACAGGACACUCUUGCACAAGGACCAGGGGUACACCAAUGGGCUGUACAGGCCCCUCGGCAACAACAACACAGACAAACCGUGAGACUGAGAAUGUACAAUGUGUCAUGAACUCAGUCGUGUUGGGACUAUGAUUCAAGUGGACACAUUCAGAGAGGGACACUGUAUUUGUAGCCACAAGUGUUGAAUGUUAUGGAGAGAUCAGUAACGUGUUUGGCUAUUGCACUGCUGUACAUAAUGCUUUGCUUUUAGUCGGUUUGCUUGCCCAAAAUGGCAUCGGAAACCAAGCUCACUUAUAUAUAACUUUGUUUUCUUAGAGAUAGACUAUUAUUCCUUAUACAUAUGUAUUGCUAUAAAUCCCCCGCCAAGUGUGUAACCUGAAAAUAUCUAGUCAAAGUAUUUUGUCUGAAAAUAUUACUUAAAGGGGUUGCAAAUCCCGAAAAACGGACAGGCAAACUAUUCAUCACACCAUAAUGUAUGCAGUCGCAUUAUAAUCGAGUGCAUAUAUGGAGAAGAUACAAAUUCUAACUUCGAUAUGAUUCCUGUAAAUUGUGGGGUUUCGAUAUUGAAAAAGUGGUCGCAACCCAAAUUCACUUUCAAAUAAAAGUGGGUUGUUUGAUGAUCCUGGUGCAAUUGUUGCUUUUACCUUUUCAUUCCGAGUAAUUAUUUUCUGGAAGAAAACAUCCAACCUUACUAACGAAUUGUUACUCAAUAUUUUUUAGUAGCAUACAUCCAUGCUUAAAAAACGUUUAAGUGGGGUGUCUUAAAUUAUUACCAUAACGUGUAAAUUACUGACGUUGAACAUUUAAAAACGUAAGCUUAAUUGUAAAACUAUUGAUGUAUUGGCAUUCCUUUUCUGACUUAGUUUUAUUGUUUCUCCAACAGUACAGUGUAUAUUGAAUUUGAUUAUAUAAGAUUAUUAUAUUACAGUUGACUUUACCUGUGUACUUGACCCAGCAUUUAUCAGCUACAACCGUUCUUCUCUAUUUUGUGAAAUUGCAUUUUUUUUGUCCUGAAAAGUCUAUUGGCUUUUCUGUCACAAGCUGUACCGUCACAUGUGGAAUUGCUGGAAAUAAAUGUUAUUUUAUACAAAA
Messenger RNA from Oncorhynchus kisutch (coho salmon), 2748 nucleotides. Its product is annotated as doublesex- and mab-3-related transcription factor A2-like. Gene Ontology annotation, biological process: germ cell development; regulation of transcription by RNA polymerase II; sex differentiation. Bases 444 to 1739 code for a protein of 431 amino acids. The record is from RefSeq and is a predicted model, not a curated record. Lineage: Eukaryota; Metazoa; Chordata; Actinopteri; Salmoniformes; Salmonidae. Gene Ontology annotation, molecular function: DNA-binding transcription factor activity, RNA polymerase II-specific; protein binding; RNA polymerase II cis-regulatory region sequence-specific DNA binding. Gene Ontology annotation, cellular component: nucleus. The transcript is spliced from 2 exons.